Messenger RNA from Medicago truncatula (barrel medic), 1103 nucleotides. RefSeq lists its product as uncharacterized. NCBI's taxonomy places the organism in Eukaryota, Viridiplantae, Streptophyta, Magnoliopsida, Fabales, Fabaceae. The transcript has a single exon. The record is from RefSeq and is a predicted model, not a curated record. The coding region runs from base 109 to 999 and encodes 296 amino acids. Gene Ontology annotation, biological process: root development; shoot system development.
GGUUAAUUUUUUUACUAUAUAUGAAGUGAAAAAUCAAACCACUAUAACUCAAGUUUUGAAACAAACUCUUGUAAACCUUCCAAGUUUCUGUUCUCAAAGAAGAAAAAAAUGGCAGUCAAUGAAACAAAUAUAAAGAGCUCUCUUCAUAUUCGCAGCAACAGCUUACCCUCCACACCUCACCCUCUUAUAUCAUAUUUUGAGAACAAUUUGCAAAUAUUGAAGAGUUAUGAAGGUGACUCUUCAGUGUCAUCAUCUUCGGUAUGCAACAACCUUAAUGGCAUGCAGGAUUUGCAUGACUGCAUCGAUAAGUUCCUUCAAAUGCCAAUUGAACAACAAGCCUUAUCACAGGAAUGCAAUGAAAAAUGUGUCGAUGACCUACUAGAAAGUUCUCUUAGAAUAUUGGAUAUCUGCAGCACAACCAAAGAUUGCCUUUCGCUAUCAAAGGAAAACAUUCAAGAACUACAGUCGGUCAUCAGAAGAAAGAGAGGAGUUGAAACUGGAUUAGCAGUUGAGGGUGUAAAAUAUUUGGCUUUAAGGAAGACCACAAAGAAGCAAAUUCAAAAGGCCUUUCUAAAAUUGAAAGAAAUGAAGGAGGAGUUGAUUGCUUCGUCCUUAAACAAAAAGGACAAUAAUUCUUCACCUAUGCUUGGAUUCUUGAAAAAAGCAGAAGAAGUCACUGUGAGCUCACUAGAGCAUUUGUUGCUAUUUAUCUCUAAUCCAAAAGGACACUCAAAUAACAAAAGAUGGUCAGCAAUAUCCAAGUUGAUGCAUUCUAAAAGAGUAGUUUGUGACUCUCAAUAUUCAGACACAAAUGAAUUUGAGAAAGUGGAUGCAACUUUGCUGUCUCUCAUCAGCCACAACCCUUCAUCUACUGAAAAUUUUCAAAGUCAUUUGGAAGAUUUGGAGAUGUGCAUUCAAGAUCUAGAAAUAGGAGUUGAACAAAUAUCAAGAAAAUUAAUUAGAAAUAGAGUUUCACUUCUUAACAUCUUUAACCACUAAUCAGAGUGUCUAUAUGAUUUUUGUGCACUCAAUUUUUCACCACGAGUGUUACAUAACUGUACAUGAAUGUUAAUAUGUCUUCUUAGUAAGUGAAUACUAUUAUU